Zychaea mexicana is the source of this 1846-nucleotide messenger RNA. RefSeq lists its product as uncharacterized. The record is from RefSeq and is a predicted model, not a curated record. The transcript is spliced from 2 exons. The coding region runs from base 239 to 1831 and encodes 530 amino acids. Lineage: Eukaryota; Fungi; Mucoromycota; Mucoromycetes; Mucorales; Lichtheimiaceae.
CAAGGGAUAACAGUAGUGAUAUGUGGAUCAUUUCUUUGUUUUCUGUUUUUAUUUUUGAAGAAACAAACAAUCAUGAUCACCAACUCUUGCUUUCUCUCUUUUCUCCCUCCUUUUUGUCAUUUCCCUCUCCGUUGUUCCCCUCUCAUAUAUCAAUCUCUUUUAUCUAAUUUUUUAGAAUCUCGUUCCUUUCUCUCUCUGCUACCGCAGCAGUUGCCUUUUAUACAUCAAUCUGCAAUAUAUGGUGUCAAUGGCAACUAUAUCAGUUCAUCUUGACAACGAUCACGUCGUACUGAACUCGACGAAUAAUCGACUAUCCGGCAUAGUUACAAUCCGUAAUUGGAAGCGACCAUCAUGCGCAUUAAAACAACCAAGGGUCCGAUUACUCGGUGAAGCUUACAUAGCUGGUGGCUGUAACCGAAUCAAUGUAGUGGAUGGAUUUCUCGAUGAGAGUCAUCAACUCAUCUUCAACGAUGAUAAUACCACCAACAGUGACUCUAGCAGCAAUAGUACGGCAUGCUCUUCCUCGUCAUCCACAUUCAACAUUCCGGAUUCGAUAACGUCGUCGACAUCGUCCCCAGCUUACAUUGUUGAAAACGAAGAAAAUACGAACGAUAACAACAACAUUGUCCUGUUGCCGUUUUCCAUUCCCGUUCACGAUGAUUUACCAGUUUCUUUAUCGACAGCGCAACACUGGAUUCGAUAUACAAUAUAUGCAAUUGCGUGGAACGGCCAUACGGAAGUAUACGCCGUUCGACCUGUCUUUUUCCAUCGACGGAAUGAGCACUUGAUGACAACCAAAAGAUUAUACUGGGGUACAUCCAAAACAUCUCGACAAUGGCGUUAUGAGAUUUCACUACCCCGUGCUGUUACAACGUCAGCAAUUGAACAAAAUGGAGUACCUGUAAGCAACGAACAACAGGGCAGUAAUGACGAUGAUAUCACCGCUAGUAAACAUCAGCAACCUGAAAACAGCAGCUGUGUGAUAAGUGCAACCAUCCGUAUCAAGAACACUCACUUCAGCAAGCACCAGCAUCAUCAUUUACCGAGACAACAACAACAAUUUGAAACUAGUACGAAGCCUAAACGUCCGGAACGCUGUCUUGCAGAAUUUGAAUUUGUGGAAGAAUGUCGUACCACCAUUACUACAUACUCUAGUCCUACUCGAUCUUCAUAUUGUGCUAAAACCAGCUCAUCCAUGAGCACAUUGCUUUCUGAAACACAUACGCUGUCAUGCCCAUCCUAUACCUGGAAUUGCCCCUGGAAAGUCGGUCUAAAGCUCGAUCUACGACCGUUGCCUACAACAACAUUACUGCAUAACAAAAACUACAACCACUGCAUCGAUAGUAAUAAUGGCAGCUUUAUUGCUUCUGCUAAUACGACCACGACUUCUAAUACAUCAUAUGGCAUUUCAAUACGGCACUAUCUGCAAAUCAAGCUUAAAUUCGACGAUGGAAACGGACAUCUUGACCACAAUAUACAUACAUUUCCACUCGACGCCGUAGUGGAUGCUAAUAAAGUUUCAGAAUCAGCAGGAGCAACAACAAAAACAAAAACAAUUUACCGUGAUCCAACAACAAGUGCGACAUCAUCGUCAGCAACGUUAAAUAGUCAAAGCACCAGUAGUGUCGAUACUAGCAGUACUUGUACUUUUACAGAAUCAACACCAACAAUAGCAAAUACUAGUGGUGGUUGUAGCGACCACAUCGAUGGCUGUGAUAGCAACAAUAAUAAUAGUGAUAGUGCUACUUGUCCCAAUUACUAUAUUCCAUCGUCAUCAUCAGAUGUUGAACCCCUCAUAAGUACAACAGUUCGCUUGCCUAUGAUUAAAUGACUUGAAAAGUACCUG